Galleria mellonella (greater wax moth) is the source of this 1490-nucleotide messenger RNA. RefSeq names its product odorant receptor 4-like. Lineage: Eukaryota; Metazoa; Arthropoda; Insecta; Lepidoptera; Pyralidae. Gene Ontology annotation, cellular component: plasma membrane. Gene Ontology annotation, biological process: sensory perception of smell; detection of chemical stimulus involved in sensory perception of smell. Gene Ontology annotation, molecular function: odorant binding; olfactory receptor activity. The transcript has 8 exons. The coding region runs from base 45 to 1340 and encodes 431 amino acids. The record is from RefSeq and is a predicted model, not a curated record.
UUACAACGUUGUAUGCUUUUAUACGUAGAACAUCUUUCAUAAAAAUGACUUUGUUACGAAAGAUUAAAAAGCUCUUCACUAAAGAAGACUAUGAUUUCGAUUCGCCAGAUGUAAACUUGAGAAACUUUCAUCCACAACUGUACAUUUACUUAGCAGCUAUGGGCAUUUUCACAAAUAAUCGGGACUCGCGUCUAAGAUUUAUAUUGCCUACAGUAUAUAUUUCAUUUACGUUUAUAGGCGUGGCCUUCGAAAGUAUUGGUCUGUUUCACGGCGUCAUUGUUCAAGACUAUGCGUUUGCAACAGAAAGCUUUUUUUAUUUUUUAUUCUUAUUAAUGGAUCUCACUGUGGUUUGUAGUGUACUUUACAAUAAAGACGAAAUUCUUCAAUUAUUGGAGGAUAUGAACAACGAUUUUAUUUUUAUUCGUACAAUGGAGUCUAAACAUAGGGAUACAUUUAUGGCGGGUCAGUUGUUUAUACACAAAUUAUGUUGUACCUGGCACCUAGUACCGAUAAUCAUUGACAGUUUGUACAUUUCAUUGAUGCUAUGUCCUCUGGUGAUACAGGGUUUAUUUAAUACCGACAGUGACGUAAAUAGACCUCUAAUGUUCCCCCUUUGGCUGCCUGCUGAUGAUCCGUACAGGACACCAAACUAUGAAAUAUUUGUGGUACUUGAAAUUGGUUUUUUGAUGGUUGCAACUUUAUUAUUUGGUGGUUAUAUUUAUUUACUAUUUCACGUCUUAUUACAUUAUUACUAUAUUUUGGAUAUGAUUAUCCAGGAUUUUGAAGUAAUAUUUAAUGGUUUAGACGAAUCAGUGGCGUGCUUACUCCCGAAGGAUCCACUUCGUAAACAAGUACAAUCUACACUGAACAGUAGGAUGAAACGGAUAGUCAACUGGCAUCUCGCAGUAUUUAAGUCUUUGAAAACAGUAUCAUCCGUAUUUGGACCACCUAUAAUUUAUCAGGUGAUGUUCUCUUCAAUUGCUAUAUGUUUAUUGGCUUACCAAGUCGCUGAUAGUUUGGAGCAAGGAAAGCUGGAUAUAAUUUUUGUAAUGUUGCUUUUGGCCUCCUUCGUUCAGGUGUGGAUACCAUGUUACAUUGGCACUUUGCUACGGGACAAAGGAUUCGCAGUGGGCGAUGCGUGUUGGAACAGCGGCUGGCACGAGACUCGUCUCGGCACACUGAUCCGCACCGACAUGGUGCUUGUAAUGCAGCACUCGCAGAAGCCACUUGUAAUAAAGUUUAUAGGGCUGCCACAAUUGCAACUGGAAACAUUCUCUUCGAUCAUGACUACUGCAUAUUCUUACUUUAAUAUGCUUAGGCAAUACAAUUCAGAUUCUUAAAAGUCCCUACACUUAUAUAUUAAAGAAAGAAUUAAAAAAUAUUUUCUACACUUCUUCAUUUUUAAAGCAAUGUGUUAAUAUAAAGGUACAAUUUAAAAUUACACUAACUACACUUAUACGAAACUAUAUUAAUAAAGUGAUUACUUUGAU